GCUCCACCUGCAACAAUACCACAACAACCAUGAGCGCGGACGACUACGCUCUCCCCAACACUGUCCUCCGCUACUUCGACCUUGGGUCCGCACCCUAUCGCGAGGCAGCGGACAUUGGGGCGCGCCGCAAGGCUUCGCCUGAUGGGAGGUUGUUCUUCGACCGUUUGUUGGCAUUCGCGGAUAUUGAUGGCCCAUCACUCUACCCGCCAACAACUCCCGCCGCAUUCCGUCGUCUCCUUCACGCCAUCCACAGCACGGCGCGCAUCGACCGCCUCAAGCGCGAUUGUUUCCUCUACUACCUAGUGCGCGACCAGGCUGAAGCUCCAACGGUCAACGGUGGCGGGAUGGAGGUUGACAGCGGUUCCGAGACUGAUGGGGGCGAGCGUGAAUCCGCCUUUGUUCGUGCUCGCUGCCUCCCGCGCACAUGGCGCGUGUUUAUGGACGGGUACUGGUUUCUCGACCACGGGAGGUAUGCCGAGGGUGUUGCGGCGCUCAGCGACCCCGCCAUCUCCGAGCUCAACUUUGUGCCGGAGGUCGUGCGCGCCCUUACUGCCGUCAGCCCGCCCGCCACCGCUCUUCGAUUGGUGUACGACCUCCUCGACGUCCGCGAGCUCGGGAGCGACACGGAGCGAGACGCCGCGCUGCUCGCUAAGGCCAGCGUUGCAGGGAUGUCUGCCGCAUUUGGCGUGACACGCUCCAUGGAGGACGCAGCCGCCCGCGCCAAGGGCCGUGAGGCAGUGUGGUGCUGGGCUCUCGGCGCACCCCGUACACCUGGGGGACAGGGGACGCAUACGGCGCAGCCGCGGGCACUGCGCGAGCUGCUCCACCUUGCGAUGCACGAUGAAGAGGACGCACAUCUCGUUCGCUUCUUGGCGCAUCCCCCGCGCGAGAUCUCCCCGCCCGCUCGCAGCCUCCUACACGACCUCGUCACGCUCCGCCUCGUCCACGCAGGCAAGUACGAGGAAACACUCGCGCUGGACCGCCAGCUUGCGAGCGACGCAGCGCCGGCCGACCGUCAGCGUCGCCGCGAGAUGGUGCGCGAGUUCAUUGACAUUCUCCCCGAGGCGCAGCGCCGCAUCCUCCUCGGCGAGGACUACAAGCGCGGGGCGAUGGCGAACGGCACCGCGAACGGGAAUGACGAUGUCGACAUGUCCGCGUCGUGGGAGAUGGUCGACGAGCUCCCGCCCGCAAUCGCCGCAGCCCAGGCAAACUCCCACACCAUGCCUCCUCCCGUCUCGUACGCCGACGCCGCCGCUGUCGGGACAUCGGAGCGGCCCGCCGCACCUGUUCCUUCCACUCCUGGCCCCAUUGCGCCGCAGCCGGUACGCGUGGCGCAGCGCGCUCUUGGUCUCGAGACACCAUCGCGCAACGGUGCCUCGUCGCCAUUUGGCGGGCCGCCCCGCUUCGCGAGCCCGCGCCCCAAGGCAGACUCGACGGCGCCCUCCGUUUCAUCGCGCCAGACGUCCCCCACCCGCUCGCCUGCGCCUGUCCGAGCGCCCUCCCCUCCCCGCGUGAGCGCCUCGCCCUUCGCGCAGCCUGCAAUUACGCCCAAGCCCAAACGCAAGCCAAAGAAGUUGAUCAAGGACGAUACGGACGACACGCCGCUGCGCCGCUCGACGCGCAAUCGCUCGCAGGCGACUGAGGAGAAGGAGGGCCCGAGCCACAACACUCGCGCCGCCUCCCGCGCACCCUCUGAGGCGCCCAUUCCCGAAGACGAGACUGCUCCUACGCCGACUCGGGCCGGACGGACGACGAAGAAGAACGAAAAGGCACCCGAGGACGAGACCGCCGCUGCUGCUGAAACCCCGAAACAGACAGUGCGGAGGAGCACACGCGCCAGCUCGAGGGCGGCGACGGUCGAGCCGGUCGCGGAGGAAGAGGAGGAGGAACCCAGUAUCCCCGGCGCGUUUGGGGAUACGCGUCGUACCCGCAAGGCCGCUAAGGCCGAAGAGGAACCUGCGGCUAAACGUACGCGUGGAAAGGCUGCCGUAACCUCCGCGACGACGCGCAAGAGUGCGCGGGCGCCGAGCGAGGCGCCGAGCGAGGUGAGCGAGACCCCUGUCCGGCGCACACGACGCACGGCAGCCAGCGAGCGGGGAAGUCCUACGCCCAGCGUGGCCAGCACUGCGGCUGGGAGCCCGCGGAAGCGCACGACGAGGACGGCGCGAGCGCGCCGCGCCGAGUAG
Messenger RNA from Cutaneotrichosporon oleaginosum, 2186 nucleotides. RefSeq lists its product as uncharacterized. Lineage: Eukaryota; Fungi; Basidiomycota; Tremellomycetes; Trichosporonales; Trichosporonaceae. The record is from RefSeq and is a predicted model, not a curated record.